Molecule: messenger RNA, 2594 nt
Organism: Manihot esculenta (cassava)
Lineage: Eukaryota; Viridiplantae; Streptophyta; Magnoliopsida; Malpighiales; Euphorbiaceae
Product: probable receptor-like protein kinase At2g42960
Exons: 8
Coding region: 607-2127 (506 amino acids)
Biological process (GO): protein phosphorylation
Molecular function (GO): ATP binding; protein kinase activity
Source: RefSeq, a predicted model, not a curated record
AUAAAUCCUACCUCAUUUUUGCUUUUCCUUUACUAUUUCUCUCCCUCCCUCCCUCUCUCCCUCCCUUUCUGUGGUUUCCUCCAUUGCAAACCAAGCUUCCUCUCCUGCUUUCUAAGAGGUCCCUAUCUACUCUCCAUAUAGAUAGAAGACCCACCAACCAUUUCACUUAUCUCUGCAUUUUUGCUCAAAAAUCAUCUAUAUUUACAUGUAAUUCUCUCCCUCAGUGUGCACAAAUUUGUCUUCAAAGGCUAGAUUUUUAUCUGUCUUUCUUUGCGUUUCUCUUUAUCAUUCACCGACUUCUUUUUUGGCCCACUAGAGCUGCGUCUAAACCACUCCUCUUUGGAGCAACUUUGCCUUUUGGAGGCUUCUAAGUUUUGGUGGGUUUGUGUUAUUUGAGGACUCAGGUCUACAUUGGCCAAUCUAUGCUUAUUGAACCUCAUUUGCAUCCAGAAAGAGAAGUCAUUUAUUUGCUUUUGUGGGUGCUCGAGGAAGAAGAUCAAGGGGGCUAGCUUCUACCCUUGGAUCGCUGCAAAGGUGGGCAUUUGUUGAUUCGUUGGAAUAUAAGGCACUACCUCCUUGUACAAUUUUGGCCGUGGAUUAUCGCAGAUGUCGUCUGAGAGUCUGAAUGCAGAAUUAUCAAAGAAGACUUCAUUUUUGGGUUUAAAAUUAUGGGUGUUAAUUGGGGUAUCUGUUGGAGCAUUUAUAAUUUUGAUUCUCUGUAUCCUAUCUGCAUGGAUUAUGUUUCGGAGAAGAACUAGAAGAUCAAUUGACAAUUUUUCCCUUUCUCAAAUACCAAAUGUGUCAAAGGAUAUCAGGAUUGACAGAGUUGGAGCUCAGAGUGUCAAUGAUCACCCUGAAAGUUUAUGCCUCACAGUCCCUGAUAACUCAACAAAUAAUAAUUCAGAACAGACGCCAGUUCAUUUGGGAAUAAGCAAAUUGAGUGAUCCUGAUAACAUUAGCCAGAGUAGUUCAAUUUAUCAUCAUGAAAGAGGAUGUAGUUCGCACUCAGGGGAAGAAGGAAGCUCUGGGACUGUGAGGAAGCAGUCUUCAUUAUCAUGUGCAGGACUCGUGACAGCUUCCCCCUUAGUUGGCUUGCCGGAAAUUUCACAUCUUGGAUGGGGCCACUGGUUUACUCUCAGGGAUCUUGAGUUUGCAACAAACCGUUUUGCAGCAGAGAAUGUGAUUGGUGAGGGUGGUUAUGGGAUUGUUUAUAGGGGUAGGCUAGUCAAUGGAACUGAGGUAGCUGUGAAGAAGCUUCUUAACAAUCUGGGACAAGCAGAGAAAGAAUUUAGGGUCGAGGUGGAGGCUAUUGGUCAUGUUCGACACAAGAACCUAGUGCGGCUUCUUGGCUACUGUAUUGAAGGAGUGCACAGGAUGCUGGUGUAUGAAUAUGUGAACAAUGGGAAUUUAGAACAAUGGCUACAUGGAGGAAUGUGCCAUCAUGGUACCCUUACAUGGGAGGCCCGCAUGAAGGUUCUUCUUGGCACUGCUAAAGCGCUUGCCUAUUUGCAUGAAGCAAUUGAACCAAAGGUUGUUCAUCGAGACAUAAAGUCAAGCAAUAUCUUGAUUGAUGACGAGUUUAAUGCUAAGGUUUCUGAUUUUGGCUUGGCCAAGCUCCUAGAUUCAGGAGAAAGCCACAUCACAACUAGAGUAAUGGGUACAUUUGGUUAUGUUGCACCAGAAUAUGCUAAUACCGGCUUGUUAAAUGAGAAGAGUGACAUUUACAGCUUUGGUGUCCUGCUGCUAGAAGCAGUUACUGGAAGGGACCCUGUGGACUAUGGCCGACCUGCUAAUGAGGUCAAUCUUGUUGAGUGGCUAAAGAUGAUGGUGGGGUCAAGAAGAGUUGAGGAAGUUGUGGACCCAAAUCUUGAAGUUAAACCAACAACACGGGCUUUGAAACAUGCUCUUUUGGUUGCACUUAGGUGCGUUGAUCCUGAUGCAGAAAAGAGACCCAAAAUGAGUCAGGUCGUGCGAAUACUUGAAGGAGAUGAGCACCCAUUUCGUGAGGACCGAAGGAACAGAAAGAGUCGAAGUAUAAGCAUUGAAAUUGAAUCCAUGAAAGAAUCAAUGGACAUGGAAAACAAGGUGGGUGAUUCAGAGAGCAAGUUCUCUGAAACAAACCAUUGAUGGGACUGACAAAAGUAAUCCAGGAAAACAGUCGCUUUCUCAUCUGUUAGAUUCAAAGCUUUCAAAAACUCAAAAAAAGAAAAACAUACAGCCAAAAUUUCGUGUCCUCGAUUUCCUGUAUGCAAAGGAGGAAAUGGAUACAAAGUAGCCUACUUAGAUUGUGGAGUGAUGGCCAUCUCUUUUCUAGAAUUUUCCUUCAUCCCUGUGGAUUGAUGAAGAGGUCUUUUUGAUGACAGAAAAAAGGCAACAACAGUUGAACAAGGGGAAAGAGAGUUUCUUCCUUCUUGUACAGAUGCAUCUACAUAUGAUUACACCAUUUUUUUUUUCUCAUUUAUUCUUGUUUUUGAGAUGAUGAAUUGAGUUACUUGGCCUCACCGUUUUCUUAAAACUUAUUAUGUUGUCGUGAGUUAAUUAUUUUGUAUUAGGCAUCAAUGCCCAUUAUUGAUUCAAUGAAUGUUUUCUUUAGA